This is a messenger RNA of Nothobranchius furzeri (turquoise killifish), 1427 nucleotides long. RefSeq names its product lumican. Gene Ontology annotation, molecular function: protein binding. The record is from RefSeq and is a predicted model, not a curated record. Lineage: Eukaryota; Metazoa; Chordata; Actinopteri; Cyprinodontiformes; Nothobranchiidae.
GUGUAAGACAGUGGGCAAAUAUCAGUGGCAGCUUGAAAACACACACUCACACAGAUUCACGGUUCUGCACCACCAAAGGGCUUCAUUGAGGUCUUAAAACAAGCUGUCUCCUUUCUGUAGCUGCUGAUCAGACAGGGUUGUUUCUCACCAGCUGUCUCAAUGGCGCUCCUGCUCGGUGGCAUGUUGGUGUUGCUGUGUGUUUCUGGAGCUGUCCAGGACACUUCAGACGCUGUCACUGACAUGGAUUAUGGAGGCAUUCCUCUGUGGAUUAACCGGCUGCUGGGUGAGCCCAGUGUUCUGAGUCUGCAGGGGCGGAUUGACCCUGGCUGGUUCCGAGCUAACAACCCCCAGAGCUGCCCUGCUGAGUGUGAAUGUCCCAUCCAGUGGCCCACAUCCCUCUACUGUGACCACCAGGGACUAAAAGGCAUUCCUGAAGGGCUGCCAGAGAGAACUGAGUACUUGUUUUUACAGGGUAACAACAUCUCAUCCCUGUCCUCCUCCAGUCUGGCCAACAUCACUGGUCUACGCUGGAUCAUCAUCGACAGCAACCAGCUGCAGAGCGAAACUCUGGAACAGGCUGCUCUGCAGAACCAAACCCAGCUACGCUACCUUUUUGCCAAUCAUAACCAGCUGACUUCAGUCCCUGGCGCUCUACCAGCUGGACUACAACAGCUGCGCCUGGCCCACAACCAGAUCAGCAGCAUCAGCCCUGGCGCCUUCCAGCACCUGCGUAGUCUGACGCUGCUUCUGCUGCAAGGAAACAGACUGAAGAUCGUCACAGAUGGUGACCUCAAAGGUUUGUUCAGUCUGAACCUUUUGGACCUGAGUGGAAAUUUGUUUUCCAUCCUUCCCAGACAUUUACCUCCUUCCAUCCAGCAGCUCUACCUGUCUAAGAACUCUCUCUCUGGGCUGGACCAGGACAGUUUUGUGGGUUUUACCAACCUGAAGUAUCUACGUCUCAGCCACUGUGGCCUGAAGAGCCGCAGCAUCCAUCCUCAUGCCUUUAACUUAUCCAGCCUGGUGGAGCUGGACCUGUCUUAUAACAAACUGACCAGCAUUCCCACCGUGCCCACCACACUGCUCUACCUCUACCUGGAGGCCAAUCAGAUCCAAGAGUUCAACGUGACCAGUUUGUGCAGAGACGUUGGACCCCAGUCCUACUCCAGGAUGAAGAUCUUAAGGUUGGACGGAAACAAAAUAACCUACCACCAGCUCCCCCCCGACUGGGUUUACUGCCUGCGAGUGCUUCAAAAUAUUUACAUUUGACUCCACCCUCUGGGGGUAGAGAAUAAAAAGUACUGCGUGUACCCCUCCAAACUCCAAAUGGUGCUACACAGGAAAGAAAACCUUGACUGAAGUUCUGACUUUGUUGUUCAACUCAUCUUUUGUAAACUUUACUUGACAAUAAAGUUUGAAAUCAGGGCGAA